Molecule: messenger RNA, 1886 nt
Organism: Phragmites australis (common reed)
Lineage: Eukaryota; Viridiplantae; Streptophyta; Magnoliopsida; Poales; Poaceae
Product: violaxanthin de-epoxidase, chloroplastic
Exons: 6
Coding region: 206-1588 (460 amino acids)
Biological process (GO): xanthophyll cycle
Molecular function (GO): violaxanthin de-epoxidase activity
Source: RefSeq, a predicted model, not a curated record
CCUGCCACGCCUUCUCGUUCUGCCGCUUCGUGCUUACCAAUUAGCGUCUCUGGUUUCUUCUCUUGGGCGCGCUAUGCUAUGAGCUGCUGAGCAAGCAGUAAUCUGGAAGUCGGGGAGAGGGGGGAGAGGAGAGAAUGAGUUUAUCUGAGGUGUCCGGUGAUCCACUAGAGCUGCUCCUCCGUUUGGGCGUGCAUUUCUCGGUUACAUGGUUAAAUUUUUCAUAGGAAGAUUCAGAGACAUGAUGUCGCGGCACUGCACAAAUCGCGUCUUUAUAACAAGAGGUUCCAACAUCCUUCAAGGUCCCAAAUCUAGACGUACAGCCAGUAGGAGUCGCAGCACCGUCAGAUAUAACCGGUGCUGCGUCAGAGCUAAUCUAUGGAGGAUCGGUCACCUUCAUGUCAAAAUUACUCCUUCCGAGAUUAUUGCAGUAUUGCAAGCGUCAGAUGUUUUCAGUAGUAUCAAGAAAUGGGGCAAGGUGCAAUUGGUCGCCAUGACAGGGCUGAUGGCAUGUGCUGUUCUAGUAGUCCCUUCUGCUGAUGCUGUUGAUGCUCUCAAGACAUGCACUUGCCUGCUAAAGGAAUGCAGAAUAGAGCUGGCCAAAUGCAUAUCCAACCCUUCAUGUGCAGCAAACAUAGCAUGUUUGCAGACUUGCAAUAAUCGACCUGACGAGACGGAUUGCCAGAUCAAAUGUGGGGAUCUGUUCGAGAACAGGGUAGUCGAUGAAUUCAAUGAGUGUGCAGUUUCACGGAAGAAAUGUGUCCCAAAAAAGUCUGAUAUCGGCGAGUUCCCAGUCCCUGAUCCAUCUGCCCUUGUCAAGAACUUCAAUAUGGCAGAUUUUAAUGGCAAGUGGUACAUAUCAAGUGGCCUGAAUCCUACUUUUGACGCAUUUGAUUGCCAGCUUCACGAGUUUCAUGUCGAGGGAGACAAACUUAUCGGAAACAUAACAUGGAGAAUCCGCACCCCCGACACUGGUUUCUUCACCAGGUCGACUGUGCAGCGGUUUGUGCAGGACCCAUCACAACCCGCAAUACUCUAUAACCAUGAUAAUGAGUACCUGCACUAUCAAGAUGACUGGUAUAUUAUCUCAUCCAAGGUUGAGAACAAGGAAGAUGACUACAUUUUUGUGUAUUACCGUGGAAGAAAUGACGCAUGGGAUGGAUAUGGUGGAGCCGUUGUGUACACAAGAAGUAAAGUUGUACCUGAAACAAUAGUGCCUGAGCUAGAAAGGGCAGCAAAAAGCGUAGGUCGGGACUUCUCCACAUUCAUCAGGACCGACAACACCUGCGGUCCUGAGCCUCCUCUUGUGGAGAGAAUCGAGAAAACCGUCGAGGAGGGAGAGAAGACCAUCAUCAAGGAGGUGGAGGAGAUCGAAGGGGAGAUCGAGGGGGAGGUCGAGGAGCUGGAGAGAGAGGAGGUGACAUUGUUUCAGAGGUUGGCAGAAGGUCUCAUGGAGUUGAAACAGGACGUGAUGAACUUCUUGCAAGGGCUGAGCAAGGAAGAGAUGGAGCUGUUGGAUCAGCUGAACAUGGAAGCAACUGAAGUUGAGAAAGUUUUCAGUCGUUCACUGCCACUGAGGAAGCUAAGGUAGCUCUAGUAGCAACUCCAGCCUGCAAAGAGAACUUCGAGAAGAGCAUUGCAAUCAGGUAGUGAUCGAAGUUGAUUGUUUCUGCCGAGGCAGUACCUACAGUAACAUAUUGUUGAACAGACAGCAAACAUUUCGAAUCCCCAAAAGUUUUCCUGUGGUCACAAUAUAUUCCCAUAUUCUACUUGUAAUUUUUAAAGCAUCAACAAGUAUGUAACUUUCUGCCCAGAAAAAAACAACUCUAGAAUUUUAUGCAACUUUUCCUAAUAUGCUUGGGAUUAUAAUAUACUAUCACUUUUUGUGA